UAUUCAAAACCAAAACAAUUUGGCGUGUGAAGCUGAAAAUGUCUCAGUUUUCAGAGAUUGUUUCGGUUUUUUCGACAAAAUUUCGAACCAAACACAGUGUAACCGUCCUUUGAUCUUUAUCGGAAUCUAUUCUUCCUAACUAGGGUUUAUUCAUCUUCAUCUUCUUAUCUCUCUCUCUCUAGUUCUGUUGUGUUGAUGAAACAAUUGAACGUGGACCUCCUCGAUUCUCGGACGAUCAUGGAUUCGGACUUCUCUCCAGGCGGUGGCCUCUCUGGGUCGGGUACUGACACCGAUUUCGCCUUCGCCUUCAACGACAGCAACUUCUCGGACCGUGUGCUUCGGAUCGAAAUCGUACCCGAUUUGCCGGAAUCCAAGUUGGAUUCCGAGGGUUGUAGCAGUAUCGCCGUUUGGGAUCGCAACAGAAAGCGAAGAAGAGAAGACAUCAAGAAAGAAACUGCUGUGGAUGUGCUAGUGCAUUGUGAGGAGCAGGUUUUGAAUUGUAACAUGCCGGAUACAGAGGAUGGUGUUGCCUACGAAAAUGAAGAUGAGGAAGUUGUGGCAAUGCUUGAGGAAACACCGUCAGCUGGUGGAAUGAAUACACAUCCACUUGGUGAUGAAGCUCCUCACAGCAAUAAUUUGUGCUGGAAUGUGGAAUGUUCAACUGUUCUUCGGGUCAAGACUAUACACAUCAGCUCUCCAAUUUUGGCAGCAAAGAGUCCAUUUUUUUAUAAGCUUUUCUCGAAUGGGAUGAGAGAAUCAGAGCAGCGGCAUGUAACUCUAAGAAUCCGUGCAUCUGAGGAAGCUGCCCUCAUGGACCUCCUGAAUUUUAUGUAUAGUCAUACUUUAUCAACAACCUCAUCUUCUGCUUUGCUGGAUGUGCUGAUGGCUGCCGACAAAUUUGAAGUUUCUUCAUGCAUGAGACACUGCAGCCGGUUAUUGCGAAACUUGCCUAUGACUUGCGAGUCUGCCUUGCUCUAUUUGGAUCUUCCUUCUAGUGUUUUAAUGGCUGAAGCAGUCCAGCCACUGACAGAGGCAGCAAAGCAGUUUCUUGCUGCUCGUUACAAGGACAUAACGAAGUUCCAAGAAGAAGUGCUGAAUUUGCCUUUAGCCGGAAUCGAAGCCAUACUGUCCAGUGAUGAUCUCCAGGUAGCUUCGGAGGAUGCUGUUUAUGAUUUUCUACUGAAGUGGACUCGAACCCAUUACCCCAAACUGGAGGAACGACGAGCAGUGCUAGGCUCACGCCUUGGUCGCCUCAUCCGCUUCCCAUACAUGACUCCCCGAAAACUGAAGAAAGUUCUCACAUGCAACGAUUUUGAUACAGAGCUAUCUUCAAAGGUCGUCCUCGAGGCUCUAUUUUUCAAGGCAGAGGCACCAUACCGUCAGCGUUCUCUUGCUGCAGAGGAGGCCAAUGCCUCUGGUCGUCGGUUUGUAGAGCGGGCAUACAAGUACCGCCCAGUUAAGGUUGUGGAGUUUGAACUGCCACGUCAGCAGUGUGUUGUGUACCUGGACCUGAAGCGGGAAGAGUGUGCGCAUCUGUUUCCAUCUGGUCGGGUUUACUCGCAGGCCUUCCAUCUUGGUGGGCAAGGUUUUUUCCUUUCUGCCCACUGCAAUAUGGACCAACACAGUUCGGUCCAUUGCUUUGGGUUGUUCUUGGGAAUGCAAGAGAAAGGGUCGGUGACUUUUGCAGUUGACUAUGAGUUUGCAGCGAGGUUGAAACCUACCGAGGAGUACGUGAGCAAGUAUAAAGGGAACUACACAUUCACCGGUGGAAAAGCUGUUGGGUAUCGUAACCUUUUCGGUAUAGCUUGGACUUUAUUCAUGGCUGAAGACAGUCUUUUUUUCAUCAAUGGCAUUCUCCAUCUCCGGGCUGAGCUUACCAUCAAACAAUGACUUACGAAUUGUGUUUAUAGACAGUCGCUGAUUUUUUAGAUGUCAGGCAAGGGGCUGGGUUAAAGAUCAUAGUAGGGGAGUAGUCUGUAGUAUUAUGUGAAAACUGAGUACCCCAGAAAUAUUAUUCAUGUAUGUGCUAUUGUUAUGUAUAUGCAGUAGUUCUCUUGUGUUUUCAUUUAUUAUUCGCAGUUGAUAAAUAGUUACUUCAUUUGAUCUGUUUUAUGAAGAGUU
Molecule: messenger RNA, 2121 nt
Organism: Camellia sinensis
Lineage: Eukaryota; Viridiplantae; Streptophyta; Magnoliopsida; Ericales; Theaceae
Source: RefSeq, a predicted model, not a curated record